AUGAGCUACUACGGCAGCUACUAUGGAGGCCUGGGCUCGGGCUCGGGCUCUGGCAGCUUCGGAGGCCUGGGCUUUGGCUACAGCGGUGGCUUUGGCCAUUUCAGCAGACUGGGCUGUGGCAGUGGCUUUGGAGGGUUCGGCUAUGGCUCUGUUCAUAGAGGCUACAGUUAUGGAUCUGGUCAUGGAGGCUAUGGCUCUGACUCUGGUCACGGAGGCUUCGGGUAUGGCUCUGGUCAUAGAGGCUAUGGCAUUGGCUCUGGUCAUGAAGGCUACGGCUCUGGCUCUGGUCAUGUAGGAUACAGCUAUGGAUCUGGUCAUGGAGGCUUCGGCAAUGGCUCUGGUCAUGGAGGCUAUGGUGCAGGCUUUGGAGCCUACAGAUAUGGCUGCUGUCGUCCAUCUUGCUAUGGAAGAUUUGGAUUCUCUCACUUCUACUAA
Messenger RNA from Erinaceus europaeus (western European hedgehog), 435 nucleotides. RefSeq names its product keratin-associated protein 19-1-like. The transcript has a single exon. Lineage: Eukaryota; Metazoa; Chordata; Mammalia; Eulipotyphla; Erinaceidae. Bases 1 to 435 code for a protein of 144 amino acids. The record is from RefSeq and is a predicted model, not a curated record.